UGGUGUUUUUCGGCAAAAGCGAUUGGUGUGAAUUAAAGAACAAUCCUCCAUGUGGCAAAUGCUGAAACGGAACAUCCUCCCUUAGUGGGAUCCAGAAGUGCAUAAAGUUCAAAACAACUCCAAGGAUGUGCUAAACGGAACACUCUUUUUGCCAUCGUCUGUUUGCGCCUGUGUGAAAUCUCUAGGCUCUAUGCUCUGAUACUGCAUUGAAGAACGGAAAAAUCAAUUCGCCUGAUUCUGUGUAGGGUUUGGAUGAUUGCUGUACAACAUUCUUCCCCUCCCCACGAGUCCGUAAAGUAUUAAGGCGUAACUUUUGUCAACAAAAAGUUUCCCAUCGAAGCAGGACGGUGGUACUCUCCGAAGCAGGCAUAUCAAUCCAGUAGAGGAAACUAUUUCCACCCCCGAGAAUGGCAGUGCUUAUGAAAGCGGCCAAGUGCCCAACGGACGAGCUGUCGCUCAAGAAUAGGGCCAUCGUCAGCGGGUCCGAUUUUGGGCCCGAUAUCAAGUAUAUCGAUGUGUCGACUGCACCGGGUCAGCAUUUUAUUUUCUCCACCGAGCGUACGAUGGCGGGUGAAAUCAAUCCCGGAUGUAUCGGGUUUUCGCUGCUGCAGCGUAAGUGGGCUACGCUAUCGAUCAACCAGGAUAUCAGCAUUAAGCCGUUCCAUUUUGAGCGAUCGUCGGAGGUUCUGUGCAGCAUCGCGCUGGAGGUUGACUUUCUUCAGAAGAAAACUGUUACCCACGAACCGUACGAUAGUGAUCAAAUGGCAAAGGAUUUCCUGCUACAGUUUGCCGGGUUAGCGGUAACGGUCGGUCAGCCGCUGGUAUUUAACUUUCAGGACAAGAAGCUGCUUUGCUUGGCGGUGAAAACGCUGGAAGUGAUCGAUGCCGCGGCAAUGGCAGCCGGUGGAAAUGGUGGAGGAGCCGGUGGUUCUACCGAACCGAAACGCGUCAACUUUGGUCGCCUGCUAGCGAACACAGUGGUUACGUUCGAGAAGGCCGAAGGAUCGGGACUGAAUCUAGUCGGACGGUCCAAGGGCCGCACGACUGCCGUGCGCCAGUCGAUCAUCAAUCCGGAUUGGGACUUUGGACGGAUGGGCAUCGGUGGUCUGGAUCGGGAGUUUAACGCAAUUUUCCGUCGUGCAUUCGCAUCACGAGUCUUCCCGCCGGAGGUCGUAGAGCAGCUCGGCUGUAAGCACGUGAAGGGUAUAUUGCUGUACGGACCGCCCGGUACAGGCAAAACAUUGAUGGCCCGUCAAAUCGGUACGAUGUUGAACGCACGUGAACCUAAGAUUGUUAACGGACCGCAGAUUUUGGACAAAUACGUGGGAGAAUCGGAGGCCAACGUUCGGCGACUGUUUGCGGAUGCCGAAGAGGAAGAAAAACGGCUUGGUCCAGCCAGUGGACUGCACAUCAUUAUCUUCGAUGAGAUUGAUGCUAUUUGCAAAGCUCGCGGUUCUGUCGGUGGAAACUCGGGUGUGCACGAUACCGUGGUGAACCAGCUGCUCGCCAAGAUCGAUGGUGUCGAGCAGCUGAACAACAUUCUCGUGAUCGGUAUGACCAACAGACGAGACAUGAUCGACGAGGCACUGUUGCGUCCUGGUCGGCUGGAGGUGCAGAUGGAGAUCAGUCUGCCGAACGAGGAAGGUCGCGUGCAGAUUCUGCGCAUCCAUACGCGCCGCAUGAAGGAGUUCAAGAAGCUGAACCCGGACGUCGAUCUGUCGGAGCUGGGACAGAUGACAAAGAAUUUUAGCGGUGCCGAGCUAGAGGGCCUGGUACGUGCGGCACAGUCGACUGCCAUGAAUCGGCUCAUCAAGGCAGCUUCCAAGGUCGAAGUAGACCCGGCCGCCAUGGAGAAACUGAUGGUAACCCGCGAGGACUUUUUGCAUGCAUUCGAGAACGAUAUUAAACCGGCCUUCGGCACGGCCGCGGAAGCUCUCGAGAAUUACCUGACCCGAGGUAUCAUCAACUGGGGACUGCCAGUGGCACACUUGCUGGAGGACGGAGCCCUAUACACCGAGCAGGCGCGAGGUGCCGAGGGUUCUGGUCUCGUCUCGGUACUGCUUGAGGGUCCACCGAACGCAGGCAAAACGGCAUUGGCGGCCAAGCUUGCUAAACUGUCCGAUUUUCCCUUCGUCAAGGUGUGCAGCCCUGAUGAGAUGGUUGGCUUCACGGAGAGUGCCAAAUGUUUGCAAAUAAGAAAGUAUUUCGACGAUGCGUAUCGCUCGACUUACAGCUGCAUUCUAGUCGACAACAUUGAGCGUCUCCUUGAUUACGGUCCGAUCGGUCCUCGUUACUCAAACCUGACGCUGCAAGCGUUACUAGUACUGCUAAAGAAACCACCGCCAAAGGGCAAGAAGCUGCUUAUUCUCUGCACCACGAGUCGGCGUCAAGUUCUGGAGGAUAUGGAGAUGCUGUCCGCUUUCACAGCGGUACUGCACGUACCGAACCUUUCGACUGCCGAGCAUCUGGUGGCCGUGUUAGAGCAGGAACCGGACGUUUUCGGUCGCAACGAGUUGGCCGCUAUCUACAAGCGGGUCAAGGGGCGACGAAUCUUCGUCGGAAUCAAGAAGCUGCUCGAUCUGAUCGACCUAGCCCGCCAGAUGGACCCGCAGGUGCGGAUGAUGAAGUUCUUAUCCAAGUUGGAGGAGGAAGGCGCCAUCGAAGAUGCCACCGUCGCCAAGUAAGGGGACGGCAAACAUUUUAAGCAAAUUCAACGCCAACUGAAAUCGCUCGGUACUUUAACGGAUUUAGUGACUGUGUUUGUGAUUUAGAUUUUUGUUUGUUUGUUUUACAUUUCCGCAUAUUCGACUCGAAGCGCUCGAUACAACAGCUCAGAAGUAGCUUGAAAAGCCAAUUGACGCGUUAUUUUACUCUUGUAAAUCGGAUCACCACGUACCUGCCUUUUAUGUUUGCGCCUUGUUUAAAGCUGUUUGUCACGGCGUGCUGUGCUGUGUGGAGAAUCGGUAAAGUAAUCCGAGUGACCUGUAACAACACCACCGUGCGUUAAGAUAAUCUCGCAGGACCUGAGCGUACACGGAGAGUGAACCCCGCCCCCGGGGUACACUAUAUGUUGAAGUACGUUAAUUUGCUUUUCACAUCCGUUAACUGUUGUUGUAGUCAAACUGACGUUAUUGUAAUAUGUUGCAUUUGUUGAUAAUUAUUGGCUUACAGCUUAGAGGCGGGGACGAAAGCAAACAUGGAAUGGAUAUACUCCAUUCCUUCCCCCGGCCAGUUGGGUUUAAGUGUACGAAUGCACGGUGAUCGGAAGCGGCAGAGGGUAUCAAUUAUAUUGCACCAUAACAUACACUGCUAUACAAAGUAUCGCGAAAUUUACUGCUUGAAAGUUAAAUAAUGAAAAAUUACUAUCCAUACACCCAGAAGUUAUGUAAAAACUGAGGGACGCGAAAGGGACGCGAAAACCAUUCAGCGUCGAUGAACAGGAAAGAAGAAUACAGGAGAAAGCCACCCAAAGUAUUACCCUCAACCAUAGUAUCGUUAUUGGGUGGAAGUAAAAUUGAGAGAGAGAGUAUAAAAGAGUAUGCAAAUCGUUAAAAUACAAGCAUUUACAAAGCAUUAGCGAACACCGUUGACGCGUAACAGUAGCGGAGCUAAAAAUGAAAGUAAUAAACUAAAAAAUAACAAACGAUACAUUCCAUUUGUUUGGGUGUUUGCAAUCAAACAAAUGCAGCUCUAGUUCUGGGAGCACGCAAAAGCAUCGCAUUAAAAGCAACAUAGCAAGCGCGCCAGUAACGCAGCGUCCCUCAAUAGGCUCAAGGAAGUGAACGACUGUUAAUGAUGAACUAUACCCGUUUUCCCGCAUAGUCCAGGAGUAGGUGACAUCAGGAAGUCAUUAAGUAAAGCAAUUUCCUUGAUAAUUCGACAAAAAAAAAUUAAGGGUUACGAGAGGAUAAGUUAUCUUAUAGCGUUUAGUGUGUUAGCAUUGCCACCGAACCCCGUCCGUCUGAAAUGAUCUCGAGAUCUGAGAAUGCAGUCAAGGUGUGUAAGGUAUAUGAUCCAGAAUGCAUUCGAAGCUGCUAUUCUAAUAUCCCUUCAAACCUCAAGAUCAAUUACACUCCCGGAAGGAGUGCAAGGGGACGGUUAACGAAGUGAAACUAUCAUCUCUACCUACUUAGCUUGAUGUUGUGUUACUAUAAUAACAAUAAAAUGACAUCUGACCGAUUAAACACAAGAACUGGAUGGAGCAUUAAAAA
Messenger RNA from Anopheles aquasalis, 4211 nucleotides. RefSeq names its product vesicle-fusing ATPase 1-like. Gene Ontology annotation, biological process: intra-Golgi vesicle-mediated transport; Golgi to plasma membrane protein transport; SNARE complex disassembly. Gene Ontology annotation, molecular function: ATP binding; ATP hydrolysis activity. Gene Ontology annotation, cellular component: Golgi stack. NCBI's taxonomy places the organism in Eukaryota, Metazoa, Arthropoda, Insecta, Diptera, Culicidae. The record is from RefSeq and is a predicted model, not a curated record.